AUGAAUUUUGACACAACAUGUGGUGAUUAUAAGAUCCUUAAGAUUUCCCAGGACAAAUCACCUAGUGAAAUUCUUGCAUUGAAGAGUGGUUCUUGGAGAAAAAUUGAUGAACAUCCUCGCGACAGUCUCAAAAUGGUGAAUGACAAUGAAUUUAGGACACAGAGAACCUUUUAUAUUGCCUCGAGGUAUCCUUCAGAAUGGAUUCGCUUUUACAAAGAGCUUGAUCUCUCCAAACUUGCUUACUUAGUAUUUGCUUAUGGUAAAAGAUUGAAUGUCUGUCGAACGUCGAUGAAGAUUGUUGAACUGAAUCAGGUCAUGCUUCACUUUCAAGAGGACAUACUUACCAAUAGCCUCAGCAAGUUACAUCUGAAGUCUCUUCUUCGGUUCACAUGUGUUUCAAAAUUUUGGAAAACAUUGAUCGAUGAACAAUAUUUUAGUAUGAAGCAUCUCAUUCAUGCCAAGAAUGACCAAAAUUCCCAAAAAUUUCUCGUUUACCAGUUACUACGCCCAAAUGAAGAUAUAUUUUCCAUAUAUUGUUGUCCUCUGUCAUCGGCUCCAAGGGUUGAGGACGUUCAAGAACUGUGUUUCCCUUUAAAUGUUGAACCAUGGUAUUGCCAAGUCUAUUGUUGUUGUGAUGGCUUUGCUAUUAUUAGCGUAAAUAAUGUUGAUAUUAAUAAACGCGACAUAUUGUUGCUAUGGAAUCCCUCCACGAGAGAAUCAAUUGUGCUUCCCUCUCCAAAAUUUUCAGUGGACUGGUUUACUUGUUUGGGAAUGAGUUUUGACUCAGCUUGUGGUGAUUAUAAGAUCCUUAAGAUUUCCCAGGACAAAGCACCUAGUGAAAUUUUCGCGUUGAAAAGUGGUUCUUGGAGAAUAAUUGAUGAACAUCCUCGCGACAGGAUCAAAACGGUUGUUGGUAUGCAUCCUUUGGCAUUUAGACAUGGGGCAUUUCAUUGGGUUAGUUUUACAAGAAAUUCUUAUUUUGGGGUUUCAUCUAAUAUAUCCCAUGAAAUGUAUGGAGAGAUUCCAUUGCCAAAGGAAGUAUUGUUGUAUAAUGUUAAAAUCGGCAAUUCGGUAUCAGAUGGAAUGCUUUGCCCUUAUUCUAAUGGGUAUCAUCAGAAAAAGCCCACUUUUUAUGUAUGGGUGAUGAAAGAUUAUGGUGUCUAG
This is a messenger RNA of Capsicum annuum, 1164 nucleotides long. RefSeq names its product putative F-box protein At2g02030. The transcript has 4 exons. The record is from RefSeq and is a predicted model, not a curated record. Bases 1 to 1164 code for a protein of 387 amino acids. Gene Ontology annotation, molecular function: protein binding. Lineage: Eukaryota; Viridiplantae; Streptophyta; Magnoliopsida; Solanales; Solanaceae.